UCCAUUCAUUCCGCAUCUCACUCUCAACGCCAUAACUACGCGCAAUUUACGGAGAACAUUAUAGUGACAUUUUUUGUGUGCUUUCCCUGUGCAAUUUGAUGAAAAUUUUGAGCGCGAAAAUUGUGUUUCAUAAGUGUGUUGCUUCGUUUAUGCUCUAAUUUCUGAAUUGAUCACUGUCAGUGCAGUGCAAGGUGACAUUUUCAAAUAACGACAAAUAUCCUUGAACUAUAAGUAUAGGGCUGUGAGGGAUUCUCAACAAAGACCAGCGCUGAAAAAGCUCAUUCACUAAUGAUCAUAAUAAUAGCGUGGUGAUGUAAGUGAAAAUUGAGCUCAUUCACGAUUUUGUUGUGUGUUUUGGACUUUCUUGUGUGAAAAGCAAGGCCCCCGAUGAGUUUGGCGCUGAAUUUCGAGCGCAAGUGUCGCACCUGUGGCACAGAUAUCUUGGAGCUGACAUGUGGCAUACCGAUCUUCGGAAGUGGUCUUCAGUUGGACCACAAGAUUUUGCGCUACUUGGGAUUGAACGUCUCCCUACAUGACGACCUGCCCAAAUGUUUAUGCGCAACCUGUUUCAUCAAAGUCGAAAGCAUCGACAAAUUCGCCAUUCUCGCCAAAAAGACCGAGGAAGCAUAUCUUGGCUGGUUCAAAUGCAUUCGAGCAAACCUAGCCAAGCAGUACAUCCCACUAUCAGCGGCACACCAAAGAACUACUACUACUACCAUGGCUUCUACGUCCGCUCCAGGCAGUUCACCGAAGCUCGAUUACGGCAUGCUGAAACAAGCCGUCAGUGAUCAAAUCUCAGUCAGCUGCAACAGCCCUUCGACCGCUGGUGAGCUGCAGAUGAUAAAAUUAAUCAAACCGGAAGUUUCGAUUAUAUCUUACAGUGAUCUUAAGCUGGGACUAUUGAUCAAGGAUCAAGAGUUGUUGAAGUUAAUCCUAAAGGCGCUGAAGUGGGCAGAACAUGACCACAAGGCCACCUUCGAGGUGUUAAUUCAGAGGCUAAAGAACACAACUUUUAGAGAAAUUUUGUCUAACCGUAACUUAUUAAACGACAGCGAUCUGACACAACUGUUGAAGUCGUACGUCGGACAGGAAGCGUUCAACAAGUUUACAACUGGUACAAGUAGCGAUAUCAACAACCUUAUGAGUUCAAGAGCUGCAACUAUCCAGCCUGUGUUCCAGGUUCAUUCGGCAAGCCCUUCCGUAAAUACGGGAAUAACUAAAAAGUUCAAAUUAGACGACGACAGUGUAACCCAAAUGGAGGUUGGCGUUGAUCCCAGCCUAUACUUGGACGACGAAGAGUCGCAGAAUAGAUUCAAACACGAACGUCAGCGCAAGCCGGAAAAUGUUGUUACAAUUCAGCUGGUCCCAGCUAAUCUAGCGAACAAGAGCUGCAACGAAAAGAUGAUACCAGCGAUUUUGAAAUGUGAUGUUCGCAGCCACGGAAGUUUCCUUUGUACAAAUUGCCCGUUAACCUUUAAUACUAAUUCUGAUUUGCAGCAGCACAUUGUGACAUCCCAUUUAAUCAGUUCUAAAAAGCUCUGUGCCGAAAACAUAGGUGACAAAAAAGUGAUCAAAAUAAGAGUUAAGAAAAAUAAGAUCAAUGCUGAAACUGUAGCUCCUAAGCCGCCAGAUGGAAACAUUCCGCAAUCGAUUCCAAUAUCUAUACCACCAACAACGACCAUUACAGUCAUACCCUCCGUAACAAGACCCGUGGAAAGCAAGUCUACGGAACCCAUGUCCAGCAAUGUGAAAGAUCUCGAAAAACCACCAAAACCAGAACGUUGUGAUAAUCCAGCAGGUUCAAUGAAAAAUCUCGAAAAAGCUUCAACGCCCCCAAAAGCACUAAAUAAACCAAAGAAGAAGCCAGAACGAAAAAUUACCAUCAAAUUAGAUCAGAUUCUGUCGAAACGGACCCGCAGUCAACUGAACAGAAGAUCGAAGCUAACGUGCACCAUCUGCAAGAGACGCCACACCACGAAGAGUGACCUAAAAGCACACAUGGAGUCACACACAAAGUCCAAGGGAAAGUACACCUGUGAAAAGUGCGAUCGGGUGUUCAAAACGUCGAUCAAUCUGUCGCGCCACCGACAGUAUCAUGCGGGGGAAAGCUUCUCCUGUGACCGCUGCCGACGAGUUUACCCGACCAGCAGUACGCUUCGGGCUCACAAAAUCACCCACAGCGAUGCACGGCCACACAAGUGCUCUAUCUGUAGUAAAACUUUCAAGCGGAGUCAGGAUCUGAAGUUCCAUCUGAACCAGCACACCGGAGCACGGCCAUACAAGUGUCCACACUGCCCAAAAUCAUUCGCCAGUUCUGGAAAUUGCUUUUCCCACAGGAAACGAAUGCACGAUAUUGAAACUAGCGCUUGCACUGUGAAAGAAAAGUUAGACACCAGAUCAAGCAGAACAUUUAAAAAUUCAACGAAACCCAUUUAAUUCCCUGUGAUAAAUUUAAAUGUUAUAUACGUAGAUGUAAAAAACAAAUUUCUGGGUUAAGUUGCACAGACUUCGAAGCUAACCGUCCGAUUGCGCUGCACACUCACAAAAUAUGGUUAGCUGGGUCUCUGCUGUACGCGUGUCGUACUUUUUGUCGUUAUUUUGGUGCCGUGAAGCACACCGAGACAUUUCUGUAUUUUUCAAUAAAAAGCCCUAGUUUAUAACACACGAUGUUGCAGUGUCGCAUCUAAUGUUGCAGCGUCACACCUCAAUAUCCAAAAGCUACAUGUUUCGCGAUACGUGUAUACAGCACCCCUUGCGGCAACAAUCCUCCUCACUCAUUCAAUAUCCGAACCAAACGACGCUUCUAAUUGUCCAAGAUAUUUGGUAUGUCGAAGGUAAGUUUACACCCGGCCCUUGCAUGCGUAUUGGUAAAAUAGUAAUCCUGACUGAACAAAAUCUGAGAGCGUUUUGUUAUAUGAUUUGAUAACGUAGCUUUUCUCAUUCAUAUUGUUAUCACUGAUUCAUACUGACACCAAUACUUUAAACUUAAAUAAAUGAGAAUAUAGUCAUAGCAGACA
Topomyia yanbarensis is the source of this 3017-nucleotide messenger RNA. RefSeq names its product zinc finger protein with KRAB and SCAN domains 7-like. Bases 388 to 2436 code for a protein of 682 amino acids. The transcript has 4 exons. NCBI's taxonomy places the organism in Eukaryota, Metazoa, Arthropoda, Insecta, Diptera, Culicidae. Gene Ontology annotation, molecular function: zinc ion binding; RNA polymerase II cis-regulatory region sequence-specific DNA binding; DNA-binding transcription factor activity, RNA polymerase II-specific. The record is from RefSeq and is a predicted model, not a curated record. Gene Ontology annotation, cellular component: nucleus.